Molecule: messenger RNA, 2731 nt
Organism: Crotalus tigris (Tiger rattlesnake)
Lineage: Eukaryota; Metazoa; Chordata; Lepidosauria; Squamata; Viperidae
Product: CD209 antigen-like protein C
Exons: 9
Coding region: 1926-2663 (245 amino acids)
Source: RefSeq, a predicted model, not a curated record
CAGCUGAAUAAACAGAGCCGAAACCCAGAAAUUGAAGUGAAGACUGGAACUAAAAGAUAGACUGUGCUCAUGAGGAGAGGCUCUGGAAAGGAGGCAGCAGCUGAAAGAAAUGGGGGGAGAGAGGCAACCUUUGUCUUUCCCUCAGGCGUGAGGGAAAAGUUCUCUCUGCCAUUUCCCUCAGGUGGAGCAAAGAUUUGGGAGAAGAGGAGGAAAAAGGAGCCAGGAAGGCCAGCCAGGAGCAAACAAGGGGGAAAACGUGGAAUAAAAGCAAAGACUUGGACAGAGCAGAAAUAGAAAUCAGGAAUUUAAAUAAAAGAAAAGAAGAUCCAACUCUGGGGAAAUGGCACAAUAGAAAUAAUUAGGGACUGAGACCGCAAAAAUAGAGAAGCCAGCAAAUAAACAAAUUAAUGGAGAUAUAGAAUAGAAAAAAUAGAGUGAAGUUGGAUUUUUAAAAUAUAGUGUGGCUAGAUCCCAUGGAAAAUAGUUACAGUUUUAUUAAGAUUCAUUUCCACAGCAGUCUUUCACUUCCUUUCUUUAAUUUUUUAGCGUUCCUUUCUUGGCAAAAUAGAAGUCUUAACGCCCACUCCCCUCCCACUGAGGGGAGAUACAAAAUCCCAAACAAUUGUCCAAAGUUUCAUGUCUUUGUUGUCUCCUUUGAGCAACAUAAAUGCAGAUAUAGGCAUGAUGAGGUCAAAAAGACUAAAUCCAGUCAACAAUUUUGUCAUAAAUAAAAAGUGGGAAAGUAUCGUAGAGAAACUUCCAGAAACAGAUUGCAAAGCAGAUCAUGCUGUCAAAUGGAUAGGUUAAAGCUGAAAGAUUAGAAUAAGGACAUCAGCAAUAUUUUAUUCGGGUGAAGUCCAUUGUUUCUGAAUCCUCAAGAGGAACAAAUCACAGCAAAGUCUGGAUAUAUCCCCAAAUUGACCGGUACUCGGACAAUUUAGUUCUCAGUCAUAUCAGCCCCUCAUGUCAUCCUGUUUCAAAAUCAUAUGAUGCAGGAGACAUUUUAUUUAUUUAUUCAGCUUGUGUGGCUACCCAUUUCACCAAGUGACUCUGGGCAGCGAACAAUCUUAAUAUAAAUUCAAAAUAGAUUUCCAUCAUAAGUACAUGCAUUAAAAUAGCACAGCAGCCAAGGAGAAUUUUACAGUCCAUGGUUGUUCACACCACCAGUACAAAAGGCCAGCAGGAUCAGGGCCAUCCUGAUCUCUGGAGGAAGGAUGCUCCGUAGGACAGAUGUUACGGCAGAAAACUAACUAUUGCUUGCUGUCAUUCCAGAAGAAGAGAUCUCUCAGAGGCAAGGGGGUCUAAUCCAUCCCCCACUUGAAAAUACAGCGUGGGCUUUCCUCUGAGGACACUACUCUUCCCUUCAGAGGGAGAACCAACCACGUGAAUCCAAGCCCAAUCACAAAGCCCAGAGAAACGGGGGCAUAAAAGCCCCUCUGGGUUGCAAGACCAAUGGGUGCCCCCAGCUGUGAAGAUGCUCAGGGAAUGGGCUCCCCAAAUAUUCUGCAGCCACUGAAGUUGGCAAGAGAAAGGGAAGAGCCUCCUCCUCCUCUUCCUCCUCUUCCUCCUCCUCCUCCUCCAUCGUGCAAAAUAUUCCUUCCACCGCCUCCUUGCCCCGUUCAGAAUGCAGCUGCACAUCUGUGGCAUUCGCUGCACCUUCCCCAGGACGAAAGUCCCUCUCGGCCGCAUGGAAAUCGCUCUGCCUCAGGCACAUCCUGUCUGUGAUGCGCAAAAUGGGAUGAGGCCAGAGAGAGGACACUGAAAGCUAAAUACCGAAUGCCGAUUGGGCACAGCGGCCAGCCAAUCGGAGAGCAGCAGAAGCCAAGUAAUCUGCAUCAUAAAGAAAGCCAACAGUCUCGCUGCAGGAAGAUCAAGCCAUAGCUGCACAAAGCAAGAUGGUUUGUGACAUGCCCUGAAGAGCAAAUAUGGCUCCGAGAGCACCGCCAAAAGUCGCGAAAGCUCCAAUCACUGGCGCCCACAGAUUGGUAGUCGUCGGUUUCGUAAUACUCUUCUGUCUGCUUCUGUGCACCUCUUGGAUUGGCGCUCUGUGUUUGAUGGAAAAGCUAAAACACGAUGCUCUUCGGAAAGCAGUCGCAGGUAUUAGGAGCUAUAUGGUAUCCGUGGAUGCAAAUUAUAACUUGCUUAACGAUACCGAUCUGAUUCUGGAGGCUGAAAAGUUGACCGUACCUUUGGCGGUGUUGUCUAUAAAGCAUCAAGAACUUGAAGGUGCGCUUGAGGACCUCCAAGGCAAGCUCUCCAAAGACUGGAUAAUCUACAGAGGCAAAAUUUAUUAUUUUGGGGACCAGAUGCUUCAGCAGGAGAAAUGGGUCAACCGCUGUAUUAGCCUCCGAGCUGAAAUUGUGUCCGUUCGAGAUAGGGACGAGCAAGAGUUUUUAGGAACAUUAGUUGCCUCCAGAUAUGGCAGCUUCUGGAUUGGAUACAGGUAUCAUGCCAAGGAGAAUAAAUUUGUCUGGCACAACCCCGAAGUUCCAGCCUAUCCCACGUACUGGGUUGAUGGAUUUCCACAACUUCCGGAGGACAACCAGUGUGUACUCAUGAGCAGCAGAUGUCCAACCCUUUAUAAAUGCUGGAUAAAUUAUCCGUGUGAGGAACCCCAGAAGGGCAUUUGCAAGAAGUCUCCAGAGCUGAGGUGGAUGUCCUAGCUCUUGGCCGAAUGAUGGGCCGAGACGGGUAAUUUUUGAUCAACUCGGUGAGAAUACAAAAAAAAAAA